Molecule: messenger RNA, 1269 nt
Organism: Metarhizium brunneum ARSEF 3297
Lineage: Eukaryota; Fungi; Ascomycota; Sordariomycetes; Hypocreales; Clavicipitaceae
Product: Cytochrome P450 monooxygenase apf7
Molecular function (GO): oxidoreductase activity, acting on paired donors, with incorporation or reduction of molecular oxygen; iron ion binding; heme binding
Source: RefSeq, a predicted model, not a curated record
AUGAUACCAACUCCCAACGGCUGGAGCACCAUGACCUCGAUCGACAAGACACUACACCACAAUCUACGCGCAGUAGUGAGGUCCGGCCUCGGCGCAGAGUACUUAACGCGCUUCGAGCCCGCUAUCCUCCGGCAUCUCAAGAUUUACUUUGGCGAGCUACAGAAGAACCAGGAUCCAGACGGCUGGACUGCUGCGGCCAACAUGAGAAAAUGGAAUCUCUACCUGGGCUUUGACACAAUGGCGGAUUUCGGGCUAGGUCUCAAGACAGACCUGCUCCGCAGCUCCGCCAGAGAGUAUAUAUUCCCAGCCCUACACAUGCACGAGAAGAAGAUGGGCCUCUGGGAACAGCUGCCCAUGCUCAGUAACGCGGGCAUCGGGCGCCUCGUGGGCGCCGUGUUCCCCCUCGUCUCGUCCCCGGCGGCCAACUUUUCCAAAUGGUACCACGGCUUCAUGGAGCUCGCCAUCAGCACCAACACGUCCGAGAGCCACGGGAUAUUCGGCCCCGUCAUCCAGAGCGGCCAGGGGACGCUCAGGAACAAGACUCCAGGCCGCGGCCACGACCGGGAGCAGAUGGUCACCGAAGGCGCAUUCAGCACGUUUUCUUCCGCCGACGCAUAUGGCAUCUUGCUCUCCGGCCUGUUCCACUACCUCUGCCACUACCCACGCGUGUACGAGAAGCUCGCCGCGGACAUGAGAGGCAGGUACGUGCCCGGCGAGGACAUCGUCUGGGACGCCAACCUCGCGUCGAGCGUGUACCUCCGCGCCGUUAUCAACGAGGUCCUGCGACUGCUGCCGCCGGCGUGCGGCGUUCACUGGCGCGAAUGCGAGCGGCAGGGCUUCGCGGUUGGGCCUGACAGGGUGCCCAUGUCGGCGGGCAGCGACGUGGGCAUGAGCCUCUUCUCCGUCUUCAGAGACGGCAGGAUAUACCGCGAUCCCGUGAGGUUCUGGCCGGAGCGCUGGAUUCCAGGGACGCUGCCCGAGGACGAGUUCUGCCGGGCCAAGAACAUGUUCACGCCGUUCUCAAUCGGGCCUAGGAACUGCGCUGGGAGCCAUGUGGCCAUGAUGAUGGUCAGCAUUGCGUAUGCUUACGUGCUGGUCAACUACGACUUUCGCUUCGGCCGGGAGCAGCGUACCCUCCGUCCUCACCUCGUGUCCAACUCUGUGGCGGAGGAGGGUGCCGAGUUUGAAUUGACCUUUGAGAGCCAUUAUUCUAUUGCCAGCUGGGAGAGUGGCCCUUUUGUCCAGUUUAGAGCCAGGCAGUGUGAGUAA